AUGGAACUGAAAAACCAAACAGCAGUUUCAGAAUUCCAUCUGCUUGGGCUCACUGACAAUCACAAACUGCUGUCUCUCGUCCUCACCAUGUUUCUCUCCAUGUAUCUGAUCACAAUUUUGGGAAACCUGCUUAUCAUCAUGACCAUCAGCUCUGGCUCCCAACUACACAAUCCAAUGUAUCUCUUCCUCUCUCUUCUAUCAAUUAAUGACAUCUGUUAUAGUACAGUCAUAAUCCCCAAAAUACUGGUGAACUUACAAGGACAGGACAAUAGCAUAAGUUACAUAGAAUGUCUCUCUCAAAUCUGCUUUGCUUCAGUUUUUGGUGGCAUGGAAAAUUUUCUCCUGGCAGUAAUGGCUUAUGAUCGCUAUGUGGCCAUUUGCAAACCAUUGAGGUACACAGUCAUUAUGAACCCUGUUUUCUGUGUCCUCAUUGUUCUAGUCUCCCUUUUGCUUAGCACUAUGGAUGCCUUAAUCCACAGUCUGAUGGUUUUGAGGCUUUCCUUCUGUACAGACCUAGAAAUCCCCCACUUUUUCUGUGAGCUUGCCCAGAUUAUCAAGCUAGCCUGUUCUGAUACAUUUCUUAAUAAUUUCUUCAUAUUUGUUGCAGCUUUUUUCAUUGUAGGUGUUCCUUUCUGUGGAAUUGUAUUUUCAUAUAUUUACAUUGUGUCCUCGGUUUUGAGAAUGCCAUCCUCUGGAGGAAAGCAAAGAGCUUUUUCUACUUGUGCAUCACAUCUGUCUGUUGUUUCCUUGUUUUAUGGAACAGGUUUUGGGGUAUAUAUAAGUUCUGCUGUGAUAGAGUCCCUUAGAAACACAGCAAUGGCUUCCAUGAUGUACACUGUGGUUCCUCCUUUGCUCAACCCCUUUAUCUAUAGUCUAAGAAAUAGAGAAAUGAAGGAAGCCUUGAGAAAAUUGAUUGGUAGACUCACUUAUUCUGUUGUCAUAUCCUGUGAUAUCCAUGUAUCAUGUUAG
This is a messenger RNA of Rattus norvegicus (Norway rat), 969 nucleotides long. RefSeq names its product olfactory receptor family 7 subfamily G member 23E (gene Or7g23e). Gene Ontology annotation, biological process: G protein-coupled receptor signaling pathway; signal transduction; detection of chemical stimulus involved in sensory perception of smell. The record is from RefSeq and is marked reviewed. Gene Ontology annotation, molecular function: olfactory receptor activity; G protein-coupled receptor activity. Bases 1 to 969 code for a protein of 322 amino acids. The transcript has a single exon. NCBI's taxonomy places the organism in Eukaryota, Metazoa, Chordata, Mammalia, Rodentia, Muridae. Gene Ontology annotation, cellular component: membrane; plasma membrane.